Sturnus vulgaris (Common starling) is the source of this 8113-nucleotide messenger RNA. NCBI's taxonomy places the organism in Eukaryota, Metazoa, Chordata, Aves, Passeriformes, Sturnidae. The record is from RefSeq and is a predicted model, not a curated record.
UUUGUGUGCUUUUUUUUUUUAGUUGCUUUUUUUUUCUUGAUAGAACUUGUGAAGCAUUUAAGUUGUGAAAUUGUAAGGGGGAAGCAUGUGCUCAAAAGGAUCAGGAUAAUAUGAGCAAAAAUAGAAAGAGUUGAGUUGACUGAAUGGGUUAGCUCCUGUUUCCUAAGAUGCUUGAUUGGGGCAAAAAAAGUAUUAAAAAACUCCACAGCAUUGCUUAGUAUUUGUAAAAGACUUGGGAACCAAUCCUGAGGGUUACGUGUCCUGUCCCAGUUUUCGUAUGGGUCUGCAGUGCUGUACUUCCUAAGUCAACGGAGGGCAAGUGGGAAAGCUUCUGAUCCAUAUAAAAAGUGCAGAUAAAAAUGUUUAAUUAUUAACAGUUUUUUACAAUGUUGGAAAUAGCUGGAAAUAAAACUUGCUGGAAGUUGAAUAACUUUCAGAGUUUCUAGCUCUUUCUAGAUUAGGUAAAUGUCAGAUUAAUUGUAUCACGGCCUGUGAAGAUACCAAAGGCUGAACUAAAAGGGAAAAGACUGAAAUGCUCUGAAAAUAGAUUGUUGCCUAUAAUGAUAUAUUGAAAUGUGUGUAAAGGUGUGUGUGUCUGAGAGGGUGAAAAUGAGGCUUUCACUAAUUUUUCCAGGUGAUAAUAAGCCAUAUAAAGCUUUCUUCAAAGUAUAAACCUGGGUUGUAAAUCCGGUUUUGCUCUAACUAUGAGACAACUAGGCUGUUUCAACUUCAUUGUUACAUUGCCAAGCCAGUUAAAGUAGAAGUCUAUAUUUUUUUCUUUUUUUCAUGCCUCGUGAAUGAAAUUAAUAUUCAGGCAGCCUGUUCAUCUGCUGCACCUGGCAAAAGUGGCUGAGCUUUCAUGUCAGUGAACUGAGCACAAGGUUGCCUCUGCUGAGAAAGCCUAGCCCACUGCAAGAUUGUUCAUGUGGUGCUGAAUUAUAAAGAAGUGGUUACUUCUAAUUUGGUCUUUUUAUUAGGUGGUGUUUGUUUUGAAGGUUUGUUUCUUGGUUUUAGCUAGUCAGCCUGAAGCAUUGUGGCAGAUCCAUCAAAGGUUUUCUCCCAGCUACCCUUAACCCCACAGCUGGCCACUGGGAGGUUUUCUGGUUCAUUGUGGACAAGCUGACUUUGGUAGAGCUUGAGAAAAUAGACUGUGUGCACCUUCAUAUUUUAAAAUUUGCUCAAUAUAUUCGGAUUGAUUGAAAUCUACUUACAUGCAAAGAUUAUGUUGACUUUCACUUAAAAUACCAAAAUAAUAAGAAAAAUGGCUGUAGAAGGCCUCCAUAAGUUAUAGGGGAAUCAUGAAUUGCAACUGCCUUACUGUUGGAAUCUGGUAGGAUCUUUUAGUAACCAAGAAUUUGCAGUAACAUAUUUGAAUAUGAUGGGAUAAAAAAAAAAAGUAAAACCCAUUUACUAGAAUAUAACCCUUCAUUUUCUGUUGUCAGCUCACCUGGAGUCCCGAUCUCAGACCAAGAUUCACUUGUGUGAGGUGUAACAGAUUUACAACCUGUAUGUAAUACAAGGCAAUAGGCAGAGACAAUUUAAACACUUUUAUGCCUGAAAUACUUUUUCCCCUAGGCUUCGAUUUAAGAAAAUACUGAGGAGGUGGAAGUAGUCUUAUACAGAACUUAUGACCAAGUCCCUUAGCACAUAGAUGCAGUUUGGAGAGGGUUGGGAGCAGGAAAAGUGCUUUAUUCAAACUACCAAGAGUACUCUGGGCUCCUGUUUUGAUAGGCUAAUGAAUGGUCUGGCAUUUCGGUACUAAAACCAGAGGGCUUGAUUGUCAGGAAUUUGCAAGUGAAGAUAAAGUUUAUUUGUCCUGAUGUGGAACAGAAGCAGGAGCUAGUGUGGGAGAACAAAGGGAGGGAAGGUACUUGUCUCCAGUCUGUCAUAUCAAUCUCCAGUUAUGAAACAAAAGGUUUCAGUGAAUGUACUUUGAAGCUGGGGAAAACCUCUUCAUUGUUUAGUUUCGGUGAUGAGCGUUGUGGUUAUGUGUGUGUCAGAAGCUUGUUUUGCCCAGUCACGGUUGCUUGAGUUUGUUUAGAGCAGGUAAUGAGGGAGAUCAAGGGACUGAAGUGACCCUUUGACUGAUUCUGGGCAUUACAUUGGCUUCACUGUGCCAUGAAGCUGCAAUUUAAAUUUCUAAUACCACAGAAAAUCAUAAAGGCAAUUUACUGUGGUUUGUAGCUAUUUUGAGAGCUGAGAACAUGAAAAAUGUCCAGAUAAUUUGGGUUCUAAAUAAAAAGUGGCAAAAAUGUGGGUGGUUUCUAUGGAAUCUGACUUGGGAGAAGUUGCUUCCUGUAUCCAGACCUGAUGAUCACUUGGACUUUGAACUGGCAGUUCACAGUCAGCAAAGGACAUGUAGUCAACUUCCUAGAAAAAAGGAUCAGUACUACCAAAAAUUGGUUGACUCUAAAUGUUCCUUAGUUAGGAUUUUGGUUUUGGUCUUGCUGUUUAAAGAUGAUGUAUUAGACCAGUGCCUGAGAUCUUUCUAAAAAUUUCAUAGCCAUUAAAUAUUUUAGUAUGGUAGGUACUUUAAAACACUCUUUGUAACCUACUUAGCCCUCCUUGAUUCUUCGGAAGAGGAUUGAAUGAGUCUGCAAAUUAUUUCAGAAUUGUUAAGACUUAGGUGUCCCAUGCUAACUUUCACUUCGGAUUUGGUUAACUCAUAAUUGAAAAGAGGGAUUUGCUGUUUUGGGGGCUCUCUUAUAAGCUGUGCUAAUGUGGUCUUCAUGCUUUCUUGUUCAGAACAAGAAACUGAUGAUUUGACAAGAAUUCCUCUAAUGUAAUGUUUGGAUUCCUAACUGAGUUUAAAACUGUUGAAAACUAUGAUCUAAUAAUAUUUUCCUUAUUUUCAGAUUAACUGCUGAAGUACUGAUCGAGUUCUGCUAUUCUUCAAUGAGGAACUACAGGCUGAUCUUUUGCCAUAAUCUUAAACAGCCAUAAAUGACAAAAGAAUGCUUGGUCAGUGAGGGCAGCUGGCGCAAAAAGCGUUUUUCAAACUCGGCUGUUUAAGUACUCUGAGAAAAGACAGCUUUGAUUUUUGGCUGCAAAAAGAUAUGAGGAAGAGCUCCUCCCCUUCCUUGAGUAACUGCAACUCUGUUCUUGCUAACAAAAUAUUUGGAAUUCCACUUGAUGAGCUGCAGCAAGAAGGGCAACCAGACAAUGAGGUUCCAUUCAUAGUCCGCCAUGUCGUGGACUAUAUUGAGGAACAUGGGGGUCUGGAGCAAGAAGGACUUUUCCAAGUCAAUGGGAAUGCUGAGACAGUGGAGUGGCUCCGGCAACGAUACGAUAAUGGAGAAGAUGUGGACCUGGUUAAAGAAGCAGAUGUACCCUCAGCUAUUAGCCUUCUUAGAUUUUUUCUUCAGGAACUUCCAGAGCCAGUUAUUCCAGGCAGUUUGCACAUACAUUUGAUGCAACUUUCUCAAGAUUAUAAUAAUGAAGAUGAAUUUGGAAGAAAGUUGAGGUUCCUCUUGCAGCAGCUUCCACCUGUUAAUUACAGUUUGUUGAAGUUUCUGUGUAAAUUUUUAGCUAACGUAGCAUCGCAUCAUGAAGAAAUUUGGUCAGCAAGUUCUUUAGCUGCAGUCUUUGGCCCGGAUGUUUUUCACAUUUACACAGAUGUGGAGGAUCUGAAAGAGCAAGAAAUAGUUAGCAGAAUAAUGGCGGGACUUCUGGAGAACUACUAUGAGUUUUUUGAAAAUGAAGAGGAAGAUUUUUCAUCUACUAAUGAUUUAAGCUCAAUAACUGAGCAGAUCAACGAUCUCUUGGAAGAAGAGGAAGAUGUAAAGCUUGAGCAGUCAGAAGAACUUCCAGAAGACAGCACAGAGAAACCUGUUGAAAGGCCAGCUGUGGUGCAUCUAGAUAUGACAGGGGGUCUCUCAGAUUCCAGGAAUGUUACAGCAUCAACAAGUGCUCAUAUCUCUCCCAUAAGUAUCUUGCCAGCCUCUGCAGACAUUUUAGAAAGAACAAUCAGAGCAGCUGUAGAACAGCAUCUUUUCGACCUGCAGAGCAGCUUAGAUAACGAUCUGAAACAUAUACAGCAACAACGACUGGGCUGUAACAAUGAAACAAAAAAUCCCAGUGGGGAUGAGGAAGGAUCUAACAACCAGAAUGAUGUUAUUGAAGAUAAUGACACUGGUAGCAGUGAAAACACAGGAGACUGCUCUGAAGUAUUGGUUUGCACUGAUUUAGACAGUGAAGCUAUAAAACAUGAUACUGUAACUGAGGAAGAAGAAAGCAUUCAGAUACCAGCCCUUCCUUCUGCUGAGACUGCAGACGUAUUAGUGAAAUUAUGCGAUGAAGAUGAAGAUGUUGAUGGAGAAAAUGAUAGUGAAAGGGAAAAUAGUAUAUUGCUUGAUGGCAAUGAUAGAAUAUCUUCAGAGGAUUCAAGUAGCAAGACUUGUGAUCUUAAUGCAAACACUGAUUCAGAGGUGUUGGGAGAUGGCAGUGCCGAUGUUCCCGAGGAGGCUCCGGGUGUCCAAGUUCCACAUCUGGAUCUGAAGAACGUAUCUGAUGGUGACAAAUGGGAAGCGCCAUGCCCUAUCACUUUCCCCCUCAUUGAUUUCAAAACAAUGCAUCUGCAGAGAGAAGGGGAGGAUCCAUUUCCUGCUUUCAAGUCUUGGCAGGAGGACAGUGAAUCUGGAGAAGCUCAGCUUUCCCCACAGGCUGGGAGGAUGACUAAUCAUCCAUUGGAAGAGGACUGUCACCCCAUAUUGUCACAUCGGAGUUUGGAUUUUGGGCAAAGCCAGCGUUUCUUACAUGAUCCAGAGACGUUAGACUCUUCAUCCAAAGCACUUUCUUUUGUUAGAACACGAAGAGCAUCCUUUAGCUCAAAAGAUGACAAAAGGGAAGACAAGACACCUUAUCAGCUUGUCAAGAAAUUACAGAAAAAAAUAAAGCAAUUUGAGGAACAGUUUGAAAAAGAGAAAAACAGUAAGCCCUCCUAUAGUGAUAUUGCAGCCAAUCCAAAAGUUUUAAAAUGGAUGACUGAACUUACCAAAUUGAGAAAGCAAAUAAAAGAUGCAAAGCAGAGGAGCUCAGAGGGAGAAUUCAUACCUCAAACACGUCCACGAAGUAACACUCUUCCAAAAAGCUUUGGUUCCUCUCUUGACCAAGAGGAUGAAGAAAAUGAAGAUGAGAUGCAGAUUGUGCAGAAAGAGAAGAAGCCCACCAAGGAGGCGACACUUGAACUAAUUUUGAAAAGAUUAAAGGAAAAACGAGUUGAGAGAUGUUUACCAGAAGAUAUAAAGAAAAUGACAAAGGACCAUUUGGUAGAAGAGAAAACAUCUCUGCAGAAGAGCCUCCUGUAUUAUGAAAGCCAACAUGGACGGCCGGUUACUAGAGAAGAAAGACAUAUUGUGAAGCCACUUUAUGACAGAUACAGACUUGUAAAACAAAUGUUAACUAGAGCAAGCAUUACUCCUAUUCUUGGAUCACCAUCAACCAAGAGGCGGGGGCAGAUGUUACAGCCCAUUAUUGAAGGUGAAACUGCCCAUUUUUUUGAAGAAAUUAAGGAAGAAGAGGAGGAAAGUGAUGGUUUUUCUGCAGACCUGAGCGAUAUCUUAAAAACUGCUUCCCAAACACAGCCCGUUCUAAGCCCAGUUGAAAACUCUGAGUCUGAUAUUGAGGAUGGUCAAGAGAAACUCACCCGGGACCUGAGGCUCUCCAGCACCCGAGCUGCUUCUAUGCCUGAAUUAUUGGAGCAACUGUGGAAAGCCAGAGCUGAGAAAAAGAAGCUACGUAAGACAUUACGAGAAUUUGAAGAGGAGUUUUAUCAGCAGAAUGGAAGAAAUGUCCAGAAAGAAGAUCGGGUCCCAAUGCUGGAUGAGUACAGGGAGUACAAGAAAAUCAAAGCCAAACUGAGGCUGUUAGAAGUCCUUAUCAGCAAGCAAGAUUCUUCAAAAUCAAUUUAAAUUAUAUUCCUCCAACCUGUUGAGUAACAUGAUGUUUCCAUGUACUACCCCUGUACUUAUUGGGUGCUUGUGUUCAUGUGUCAUGCACUGUUGAAAGAAUCCAGUUUGUGCACUUUACUAUGGUGCCACUAGGACAUGUUUGAAGGGUAAGUCGGUCCUGUCUAGAGAGCAAAUAAGGUUUCUGAGUUUGAGACUGCUCUAUCCAACUUUAGCAAACACAGUUUCCAUCGAAGUUUUGUAUUCCAGUUGGAUCCAUCCCUUUCCAAACAACCAUAGCUUUUUUUUUUCUUUAGCAUUCAAGGACUUUGAGACUUUUGUUAUUACCAACCUUUUGCAUUGUUGAAGAAAUGAUUAAUAUAGUAAUGCUACACUGAACUACUCUUGCCUAAAAAAAUCAGCAAAUUAAGGGUACAGCUCUUAAUUCCUGGAACACUUAAACAGACUGUAAUUCCUUUCAAAGGACUGCUGUGGAACAACUUUGAUUUUUUUUUUUUUUUGUAUUCUAAAUUGCACCUAUACACAGUAAUAAUUAACGUCUAUGGAUUUUGCUCAUUAGUGGUCACGUUUCCUCCUUGAAAAGAUGACAGUGGACAAACCAGAAAGUGACCUUUUCUUAGUGGCUUUUAAACCUUGGAAAACUGGAAAGUUCAAUCACAUGCUGCCUACAGGACUCAAGUCAUUGUUGUUCAUUUGAUUCCUUUUUCAGUUGUUACCAACCAGUGGUGAGUAGUGUUUGGGCUGAAUUGGAUACGGCAUCUCCGCUUUCAGAAGAUUUGAGGAGCACAGUGAACACUUUGGUGUUUGGGAAAUCUGGUGGCACUCAGACUUGUGUGGUUCCACAGAAAGGAACUGGCUUAGGACAGUUAAAAUCCCACUGUACCUGAAAUGAGUAUGGUGUCAAGGGCUAAAAUCAGUGUAGUUAACACGCACCACAGGGAGAACCGUUGGUUUGGAGUGGAAAGAUUACUGCUGUUUAUCACGGUUUUGUUUUACAGUUGGAGAAUAAAAAUACAUUAUCUAAUCCUUACAUGUAAGCAAAACAGUUUAUGGGCCUUGCAUGAUUUAGCUUCAGAGUUGAAUCUAAAUAAUGUUUUGAGUAUCACAUCUGCUAUGCUGAAUGAUGAUUUAGGGACUAGCUUUGCUCUGCAGCAGCCAUCUGCAGCUGUUUCUGAUCUGGCAAAAUCAAAAUGUUAAUUUCAGCUGGUGCUUUCUCAGUUUUUUGGUUUUUUUUAAUUUCAGUGUAUCAGUUUGAUUGUGGCCAUGUUUUGCAUGCACCUGCUCUCACUGCAUGUUUUUAUGACUGGCUAAUGUCAACAUAGCAAUGAUUCACUCUGCUUUAUGAAAGACCAAAAAUGAACUUUCUCAUGAUGUAAGAAAUGGCUCGCACAUAACCUCAGAGACUUGCUGUUCUGUCAUGAAGCAUAUGAAAUAGGUUGCAAGUAGGAUUUUAGUGCUCACAUUUCAUUUGUGUACUGUAGAGUACUCCUUGGUUUGUUUUACUCUGCUUGUAGGCAUGUAAUUUUGGAAUUCAGAAAAAAAAGCACUAAAACUAUUGAGCACUGGUGGUAUGCCUUUUUUUUUUUUUUUUUAACUGCAAAAUUAUCUGGGACCUUAGAGAAUUAUGAGGUUAAACUAGUCUUGAGACCAUUUACCAAUUUUAUUCAGUUCCAUUGUGCAAUGUACACUUCAGUUCCUUUUCUAUCAGUCUGCAGACACGGGUGUAUCCAAACAUUGAAACUAAUGUGUACUGUAUAGUGUUGUACAUGAAUGUUUGUGUUUUAUAUACCACAUGCAAAAUGUCAAUAUGCACUAUUUAAAUGUUUUAAAUAAUAUAUUCCUCCUUUAUAAUGCUUAAAUCUAUAUGAUUCCAAUAUUUUUAUAAGUGAGUGAGUGAUCAGACUGGUUCCAAUUCAGAAUUAACAGCUGCUUUGUGUUUGUUAUGCAGUGUUUGGCUGUUUAUUCAGUAUAGUAGAUAAGCAUGGCAACAGUUAUGCUGAGUGUGUUUUGUGCCAUCCUUGUUGAGCAAUAAAUAAAUGGUAGAACUAGGCAUUUUGUGAUAUAAGUUUUUCUUUGGUAAAAGCAAAACCUAUAUAUCUAUAUGGAUAUAUAGAUAUGGAAUAUAUAUAACUAAACCAGAUAUAAUUGCAUUGCUAUGUCUGGUGUCCAUUGUAUAGACUUUUAUAAUAAAAGUACCUUAACCUUUA